Molecule: messenger RNA, 731 nt
Organism: Musca vetustissima
Lineage: Eukaryota; Metazoa; Arthropoda; Insecta; Diptera; Muscidae
Product: lachesin-like
Exons: 5
Cellular component (GO): neuron projection
Source: RefSeq, a predicted model, not a curated record
UGAUAUGCCAAGAUUUGCUGAACCAGUUGCCAAUGUGACGGUAUCCUUGGGUCGUGAUGCUCUGCUGGCAUGUGUUGUGGAAAAUCUGAAAAAUUACAAGGUUGCCUGGGUUCGAGUUGACACCCAAACCAUACUCUCGAUUCAUCACAAUGUCAUUAUACAAAAUAAUCGUAUUAGUUUGACAUACAAUGAUCAUCGAUCGUGGUAUCUGCAUAUCAAAGAGGUGGAUGAAAGUGAUCGCGGCUGGUAUAUGUGUCAGGUGAAUACAGAUCCAAUGAGAUCGCGGAAGGGAUAUCUUCAAGUUGUUGUACCCCCCAUGAUUGUCGAGGGUAUGACCAGUCAUGAUGUUGUCGCUCGAGAAGGCCUCAAUGUAACGCUGACAUGUAAGGCACGUGGCUAUCCCGAGCCAUAUGUAAUGUGGCGGCGAGAGGAUGGUGAAGAAAUGUUAAUUGGUGGAGAGCAUGUUAAUGUGGUCGAUGGCGAACAUUUGCACAUUACCAAAGUGAGUCGACUUCAUAUGGCCGCAUAUUUGUGUGUUGCAUCGAACGGAGUGCCACCGUCCAUUAGCAGGCGGGUCAACUUAAGAGUUCAAUUCCCCCCAAUGCUCUCAAUACCCAAUCAAUUGGAAGGAGCCUACAUUGGCCAGGAUGUAACACUGGAAUGUCAUACCGAAGCAUAUCCAGCAUCAAUUAAUUAUUGGACAACGGAGAGGGGAGAUAUGAUUAUUUCAG